Doryrhamphus excisus (bluestripe pipefish) is the source of this 2562-nucleotide messenger RNA. NCBI's taxonomy places the organism in Eukaryota, Metazoa, Chordata, Actinopteri, Syngnathiformes, Syngnathidae. The record is from RefSeq and is a predicted model, not a curated record.
ACAUUGAAUGUUGUUUGAACAUACAUAUACAUAAAAAUGCAUUUUGCUAUUUUUUGGAAAUUGAAGGACUUUGUGUUAUACGUGUUAUUGUUUAAUUUUUCGUAAUUAAUAGUAGAGUAUUAACGCUUCAGUUUUACUUGUUGAUGAGGCCGCCAGCCAUAAAAACUGUAGAAAACUAUUUGCCUUAUAAAAUGGCGACGUGUUAGCAUUAUGUUUAUUACAGUAGUUACAGCCAUAUUACUGGAAGAUACUUAGAAUCUUUAUAGUACUUCCAUUGUUUAUUUAGAGAGGAGAAAAUCAUUAGGAACACCUCUUAGUGUGGUGUAUUGCAGUUCUGCACAAUGCAAACUACAAGGUUAAUUAUAGUAUUUCUCUGUGCGAAAGCCACAACUUUCAAUACACUUGUGUACCUAAUUUUGUGGUUUCUCUCUGGCUCGCUGCACUUCUGCUCGCCUUGGACCACUUCACCCUCCCCUGCUGUCUAUCUCCUCACCCUUACUGUGCAGCUGUCAAUAAUUGAUGAUCUUUAGUGACUCUCAAAGGGUAACAGGUCCGUACAGAAAAUCAUGUAUCAUGUGUCAUUUCCUUUAUUUAUUCACAAGUCCAUCUUUAAGAGCCAGCACAAGCAUGUUUGUGACUUGACGGCAGAAGCCACUUUGUGGUAUUGCUGGUAUCCUGCGACUUGUGCUUUAAGCUGCAUGAAUGACAGCAGGACAGAAAAGAAAGAGUGACGGGAAGCUUUAAAUGAGAGAGCGAGUACAAACAUGGAGGGAGAAAAGAGAGAAGAUGCAUCCUUGUCUAGAAAGAGAAGCUUCACUUUUGGGGCUUAUGGAAGCGUGGAAACUGAUCCAGGAGCUCAACCCGCAGAGGACAAAACAGUGGACAUGUUGGACUCUCCUGUCAAUGAGAGGAAGUCAAUCCACUCUGCAAGCAACAACCAGAAGGAAACAGAGCUGUUUGAAAUCAUAGAAAAACUCCAGGGCAGCAGACUUGAUGAGCAGCGAUGUGAGUUCCCUCUACCUCUUAAGUCUCAGCUUUUAAUGAUAGGUGGAGAUCUGCCAAUCAUCCUCCCGUCAAAGCUGGGGGGAUACUGGAUAGACCCUCCUUUGGGGAGGCUUGCAGAUGACAGUCCCACUUCCUCGCAUCACGGCUUCCACGGUGACGGUUACGAAAUCAUGGAAAGAGACGGCGAGGCCAAAAUUUACCACCAGUUCUUCCGCUCACGGUAUCACCAUUCAUUCACAGCAGUAGAUCCUUCUUUAGGGCCUCUGGUUCUGUCUGUGUGUUUGGAGGAGGAGGACAAUCGGAUGCGAGUCAUACUAAGAAUGAAAGAGUGUUCUCUGCAUGGGGUUUUCUCCCUGUCGCUUUUUCCCGGCAUUCCUUCAGCUGUGGAACUGGCAAAGAUGCUGUGUGACAGAGUGACUGUCUCCAAGUUUGAAGUCGUGUGCUACCUCAAAGCUCCAUUGCUAAUAAGUGCAUUCGAUGAGCACCGAGUGUCUUCCAAUUUCAAAUUUGGCGUGCUGUACCAGAAAGAAGAUCAGUUCACUGAGGAAGACAUACUUAGUAACAACGAGGAAAGUGAAGAGUUCACAGAGUUCCUGUCUAUUAUGGGGGACACUGUUCAACUGCAAGGCUUCACUGGCUUCAGAGGAGGCCUCGAUGUAUGUCACGGCCAGACAGGAAACCAAGCAGUUGUUACCUCCUUUCAUGGGAAAGAAAUCAUGUUCCACGUGGCAACCAAACUGCCCUUCACCGAUGGCGACCCACAGCAAUUACAAAGAAAGAGACACAUCGGCAAUGACAUCGUGGCGCUGGUCUACCAGGAAGGUCAAACACCUUUCCUCGCUGAUGUCAUUAAGUCACACUUCCUGCACUGUUUCAUCGUGGUCCGGAGGGUUCCGAGGAAGGCGGCGAAAGACACAGGCCACGCAUAUCAGAUAUGUAUUACAGCCAGAGAAGACGUUCCUCCAUUUGGUCCUGUCCUCCCAGAACCCCCCAUCUUCACCGAUCGCUCUCUGCUGAGAGAGUUCCUCCUGACCAAGCUCAUCAAUGCAGAGAUUUCCUGCUAUAAAGCCGAGCAAUUCAGCAGACUGGAGCUGCGCACUCGUUCAUCACUUCUGGAAAGUCUCCAGGCCGAGCUGUCCACCCGUUCUCAGUGCAUGAUGAGGGAGCCAUCACCUUCUCCCAGUGCUGAGGGUGUCAGGGGGGUGUCCGAAGGGAGUGGGGGUUUUAUUGAGAACUUUAAGCGAGCCAUCAGAGUGAGGAGCCACUCAUUCGAGACCCUCAGCGUGCCCAGGAAGAUUAGCGUCAUCUCACCACAGAAGCCUAAGGCAGAGAGGGAUGCAGAGAGCGACAAAAUAUCUGACUUGGGACCGGCCGAGGUCAGAGAUCAAGCAAGUCCUCAAGAGGAUACGUAAACCAGUUUGCAGAGUUUUGAUGUUAAUAGUGCACAUAUAUAUAGCCUGUAUGCUCACCUUACUGCCCUGUUGAUGACUCAUGUAAAUAGAGAUUAAAGGUAGUAUCGCUACUGAUGUGAUUGUUUCACUAUAAUAAUGGCAGUGA